CCCAGCGGGAGAGAGACGAGAGGAGGGGGAAGGAGAGAUGCGUGGAGGCGCUGCCCAGUGCGCCCGUGGAUGCGGAGAGAUGAACGACGGAGGCAACACCGCUCCACAGGCACUCCCGAACCCCUUCCUCUGAACUCAGGGGGAAGAUGUGAAAGGACGGAGCGGACGGACCCAGCAUCCCGGGAGGAAUAUCAGGAGCUCAUUCAGGCUUGUCGACGGCGGCACUCGGUCGAGGAUGGAAGGAUGUCCCUGAAUUGGUGACUGCUGCCGGUUGGACUGGGCCCCUUGGAUUCGCUUCAAAGAGAGAUCCUCGGAAAAUAAGGACGCUCAGCCUGAAGUACCCUGCGAUGCUAGUUGGUUGCAGGUGGGGGUAUUUGCGUCAGGAUGACAACCAUGAGCGAAAAAGAGGAUCACAUCAGAGAUGCGCAAACAUGAUCAGAGGAUGAGAGGGGACCAUAGAACCAUCGAGGAAUUCAACGAUCAGAUAGUCCUGCUUUUGAACACUACAUAUUCACCAGGAGACAUCAUUGCAUCAUUUAAAUUCCCGUAAAAAACAAACAUUUUCUAAGCUCCACUUUUGUUCUGGAGAAGCCUGUCACGCUCUGUAGGAAAGGACAAUCACUGCACAGCUGAAACCUAAGGCAACCAUCGAAACAUCCCUUUAUAUUUAAAAAAAAAAACCAGAGGGAGCUCUAGAAAGGGAGACGUGGGAAGCACCCCCCCCCCCUUCCUUGAGUUAUAAUUGAAAUCGGCGGAAAAUAGAACCUGUGGUAUUGUAUAAUGCACACAGAUUCUGCACGAUCGCCGACUCCCUUGCAUAGCGCUGCACACACCCAAUAACAAAGCAUGGAUUUCAACGGGAGCCGAGAGUACGCCUCGUCGCCGACGGGGUUCCCCUACAACUCGAGCGUGGACUACGACGACGGCGACUAUCUCCAGGAGACGGACGCCAGCAAGAUCAUCAUCCCGUCCAUCUACGCGCUCGUCUGCUGCGUGGGCCUCACCGGCAACGCCAUGGUCAUCUACGUCAUCCUCAAGUACGCCAAGAUGAAGACGGCCACCAACAUCUACAUCCUGAACCUGGCCAUCGCCGACGAGCUCUUCAUGCUCAGCGUGCCCUUCCUGGCCACGUCGGCCGCCGUGCGCCACUGGCCCUUCGGCUCCCUGAUGUGCCGGCUGGUGCUGAGCGUGGACGGCAUCAACAUGUUCACCUCCAUCUUCUGCCUGACGGUGCUGAGCGUGGACCGCUACGUGGCCGUGGUGCACCCCAUCAAGGCGGCGCGCUACCGCCGGCCCACCGUGGCCAAGGUGGUGAACGUGUGCGUGUGGGCGCUGUCCCUGCUCGUCAUCCUGCCCAUCAUCGUGUUCGCCGACACCGUGCCGGCGCCGGACGGCGGCGUGGACUGCAACUUCCUGUGGCCCGACGCGGCGUGGUCCGAGGCCUUCGUGGUGUACACCUUCCUGCUGGGCUUCCUGCUGCCCGUGGCCGCCAUCUGCCUGUGCUACUGCCUGAUGGUGGCGCGCAUGCGCGCCGUGGGCCUGAAGGCGGGCUGGCUGCAGCGGCGGCGCUCCGAGAAGAAGAUCACGCGCAUGGUGCUGCUGGUGGUGGCCGUGUUCGUGCUGUGCUGGAUGCCCUUCUACGUGGUGCAGCUGGUGAGCGUGUUCCACCGGCCCCCCGACCCCAUGGUCACGCAGCUCUUCGUCAUCCUCAGCUACCUCAACAGCGGCGCCAACCCCAUCCUGUACGGCUUCGUGUCCGACAACUUCCGGCGCUCCUUCCAGCGGAUCGUGUGCUUCCGCUGGCUGGAGUCGGGCCUGGACGCCGAGCAGGUGGACUACUGUGCCGUGGCGCUCCGGAGGCAGGCCACCUGCGGCCCCAAGGACUUCCCCAAGGACUGCGUCGCCUCGGACGUGGUGUUCCGCAACGGGACGUGCACCUCGCGCACCACCACUCUGUGAGGGCCCCCCGGCCGGGGGGCCCUCACAGAGUGGUGGUGCGGGAGGUGGGAGGCUUUGGGGGGGGAUAACACAACGUAUUGUGGACUGGAUUGGGGAUGGGCGUAGCAGUUAAAGAGUUGUUUGGAGAGGCUGGAGGAAGGACAGUAGGAUAGUGUAUGUCAGAGGUGUGUACAAAUAGAACUCCCCUCGUUUUUCUGCCCAGAACUGGACAGGGUCUGCAGACAGACCUUUGGUCUCAAUGGCGUAGAGGAAGUCAUGCGCACAAUCGAAACAAAUGGAGAGUAUUACUAUUUUCAUUAUGAUAGCGAAGUAUCUGUCAGAAUAAGAGAAAGGCGAAUUCACUCAAGUGUGUUAUUUAUGUGAGACACCCGUGAUUAAUUCAUGAUUUUAGUCGUGUAUCUGUUUCUCACAAUCUAAACUUUAACUAUUUUUGUGGGAGUUAGCCAGCGAGGAUCACACUGAAUAUACAAAAUGACAGGAAAACAUCUGAAAUACAAGGUUGGUGUACGUGUUCAGACAACAGCCUGAGGGAAACAGAACAAAGCUUGACAUGUACCUUUUAUUUCAUCGGCUAUUUGUAUUCACCGCUCCAGGGAUGACGGCUGUGUUGGUUGUAGCUCUAGUUUGUGUGUGUGUGUGUGUGUGUGUGUGUGUGUGUGUGUGUGUGUGUGUGUGUGUGUGUGUGUGUGUGUGUGUGUGUGUGUGUGUGUGCGUGUGUGUUUGUGUGCGUGCGUGCGUGCGCGUGCGUGCGUGUGUGUGGCUAUUCUAUUUGUUCUUCUGUUGUAGAUGCAUUUUUCUUAGUUCCUGGUUCACUGUUGAAAGUGGCAAGCUUGUUUAAACGAUUCGCAGUGAUGCCUUUCCUGAUUUUGCCAACAGUACUGUCGUGUUGAAUGACUUUUGGCGUUGUUAUCUAGUUCUCUGGGCCGAAAGUCGUUUUUAUUAUGUGUAUGUUGAACUCAACACAACAAACCAUGUAUAGAGCUUAUGCUGGAACACUCUGCUUAGUAGAUCAACAUAUUAUUUUUGUAUUUGAUCGUUUACUUCUUUCUAUCGUGUGAGAUGUCAACGUAGGUAAUACGCUCCUGUAAAAGAGAGAAAAAAAAAGCUAAAAUAAAUUUGUAACUUGCAUUCAUGAUUCUUCUGGAUAACUGAACGGUAAAUAUAACGGUACAAGCCAAUCUGGGGAUUAAAAUUACUAAUUAUUUCA
Molecule: messenger RNA, 3166 nt
Organism: Gadus morhua (Atlantic cod)
Lineage: Eukaryota; Metazoa; Chordata; Actinopteri; Gadiformes; Gadidae
Gene: sstr1b
Product: somatostatin receptor 1b
Exons: 2
Coding region: 847-1959 (370 amino acids)
Biological process (GO): neuropeptide signaling pathway; cellular response to glucocorticoid stimulus
Cellular component (GO): neuron projection; plasma membrane
Molecular function (GO): somatostatin receptor activity; neuropeptide binding
Source: RefSeq, a predicted model, not a curated record